Messenger RNA from Gigantopelta aegis, 1101 nucleotides. RefSeq lists its product as uncharacterized. The coding region runs from base 106 to 1065 and encodes 319 amino acids. Lineage: Eukaryota; Metazoa; Mollusca; Gastropoda; Neomphalida; Peltospiridae. The transcript is spliced from 5 exons. The record is from RefSeq and is a predicted model, not a curated record.
UAGGGUUUAUUGCCUUUACCUGCCGUCACGACUGAAUAGAAGAUACAGAUUUUACUUCAGUCCCAAGAAGAACUAUAUAUUUUUUGUCCAUCAGCGAUCGAGACAAUGAAACCGAGUGUCAUUCUAGUGUACCUGACGAUCCUUGUUUGUCAUGCUGACAGUUUUGGCGUACUGCGAGGCUUUCCAGGCUUUUCUAUUGGCAUGAGACAACGAGGAUUUGGAUUUCAAUUUCGUCCGUUCCUUUUCCAACGACCACACCAGAACAGAGGACGCUGCGAGGAUCCGUGCAAGAACAUGGAAGCAGCGUGUGAAAGCCAAGGCAAGAUCUGUCGAAUAGUUCAAGUGAACUGCUUCAUACCGCCAUGUGUUCCUGUGGCACAAUGUGUGCGUAACCCAGUUCGGGUGGAUUCGUUCAACCCUUGUCGAUACAAUGGGCCUGUUCUGAGCACGUCAUAUCGCGAGUAUGCCAGUUGUCAUUUCCUGGGGUUGAGCUGCCCGACUGGUACUCGGUGUGUACCCUACAACGGAGGAUCAAAAUGUUGUUACGCACCAGCGGGAUGCAAAGCCGCUGCAGAAGCGGCUCCAGCUAAACCAGUCGUCCUUCCUCCAACAUCCAAUCGCUUCUGCCCGGCGCCAAACCUGCUGACCUGCAGACGACAAAACUGUCAGCGUGAACAGGACUGUCCUGUCGGCUACUUCUGCUGCACCACAAGCUGUGGCACAAGGUCCUGUUCUCUUUCCCCUAGACUCCGCCGUCCCAGCAAUGAUUUGGCCGCAAUGUUCAGAGAAAAGCCUCGAGGAAUCCCGGCAGGUCCUCCCGUAUCCGUGGGAUCCCGCUUUGGCUUAAAGUCUUCACUGUUCGCAGGACCACGAGGAGGAGGGUUUAGUCUUCCAGGAUUGCACUCCAUUGACAGAGGGACGUGUCCUCCCAUGAUGUCCAUCAAGACCUGUCGUUCAGAUAUGUGCCAGACGGACGCGGACUGUUAUCUGGGGAAGUGCUGCAUUUCAAGAUGCGGAAAACGCGUGUGCACGGCUGGGAAAGGACGGAUUUCUUUCUUUGGCUGAGUGGAUGAUCGAUAGUAAAUAAUGUAUAUAUUUGUA